Molecule: messenger RNA, 3579 nt
Organism: Ceutorhynchus assimilis (cabbage seed weevil)
Lineage: Eukaryota; Metazoa; Arthropoda; Insecta; Coleoptera; Curculionidae
Source: the annotation of a GenBank genome assembly
AUGCCAUUAGUAGCACAGUUGAAUGCUUCUUCGGAAAUGAAAUUAACCCAUAAUCCUUCCAACGAUAAAAUAUCGGUUAACAAUAUUUCCACAUCUUCAGUUUUGGAUCAAGAAUCGCCAUCAUGUAUUAAAGUUGAGUCUGAAUCUGAUCAGAUACCUACCAGAUUUGAAUAUCCCAACGAAAAUUCAUUGAAACUACAGAAUUCUAAAAAUCGACCCAGUAGUAUUAAUAAAGAUUUGAGUUUAUUUACCAACGAUGGUGGUAUUUCGCCUAUUUUGAGCGAGAUUUCAAAAAAAUCAGAACAUAUGAAUCAGUCAUCACCUUUCUGUUUUCAAUCAAAUAACAUAGUGAUUGAAAAAUCAUUAAUUAAUGAUAAACACGUUACCGAGGACGAUAAGACUGUGUUAUUUCCCGAUAUUGGUUGUUUCGACUCCAAAAUUGAAAAUAACAAAAUAGAUAUCACCCCUGAAAGUUUUAAUAUUCCCAAGGAAAUUCUUGAUAUUUCAAGUCCUAUAAUUUCAGCACCAAUUUUCCCAGCCAAUACUAGUAAUAUUGCCCCAAAUCCCAUAAUUCCGAAAUGCAGUAACUUUGCCUACCACGAAGGGUCUUUUACCAUUAAAAACAAAAUAUUCAGUAUUAUUUAUCAAAACAAUAAACUCAAUUCAAAAUAUUAUCCCUAUUGUCUAAGAAAGGAAAUAUUUAAACACAUAAAUAAUGUUUGUACCAUAGUUUUCAAAUAUGUUAAGUAUUUAAAAAAAAAACCAGAGGUUCAUAUUAUUGGUCAAUGUAAACAGAAUAAUAACAAAUGUAAAAAAUUCAAAGUCAUCUUCAACAUAAAUACUCUCUUAGUGAACAUUUUCUCUUCAUCGAAAGAUUACAGUCACCCGUCUUUAUACACAGGCCAAGUAAAAAAAGAGGCAUUAUUAAAAGCUAACAAGGUUGUUCUCAAAAAAGGAAAAAAUUUACAAGACAUUAAAUCUGAUCCAACAUUAAGAAGGAUAAGAUCGGAAGCAAUGUCCAACUUGGACAGGCAUAAAAAUGACCUUGUGGACUUGGUGAUGAUGCAAGGAGAACACCCGGAAUACAUUAAAGAAAUCAGCAUGCCAUUCAAUGUCAAAUUAUAUAGCAUAGAGCAACUGAAAGUUUUAAAAAAUGAGUCCAAAAACCACAGUGUUACAGUUUAUUUUGAUGCCACCGGGAGUGUUAUGGUAAGUAAAGAUGUGGACUUAUUGUCAACUCACGUAAACCAAAACCAAUAUUCAAAAGACUUGAUUGCCAAAGCAAUUCAAAUAAAUGAUAUAACAUCUUUUGACAUAUAUAUGCAAAAUGCUUGCAUUAUUUUAACAUCCAAAUAUAGGAAUGAACAUGUGUUGCGUGCCAUACAAUAUUUUGGGCAGGAUUUCACUUUGCAAUACCAAGACUAUAAACAUUUAAUUCCCGUUUUGGAUAUUCCAUUAGAAUCCUCUAAGGAUGGGGGAAUUUUCAAAGGUAGUAUGUUUUAUAAAAGAUACAAGAAUAUUUCAAAUACUUUUUCGCAAAUAGUUUCGACCGAAGGAUCACAUAAUAAUAUAUAUUUCAAUAUAAAAAUAUAUAAUACCUUAUUAAAUAAAUAUAUACCAUUGUGCCCGUUAUGGUCUGCAGUGAUGCACAAACAAAAUAUUAUUAGACUAAGCAAUGCUCCCAUUGAAAAUUAUUUUGGCGAUUUGAAAUUAAAUACUUUAAACUGUGAGAGAAAUCUUAAAUGCUCCAAGUUUAUCAGAAUUUUAAGACGGGAUGUACUCGCAUUCAAAGUUGAGUCCGAUUUAGAAAUUCCAAAAUCCGGAUUAAAUAGGUGGCAUGGAAAUACAGAAAGUGACGAAAGGUAUUCUCAAGAAACUUGGAACAAAACAAAAAGAAAGAUAAGUUCUCAUUUUGACGGAAGGUAUUUAAAAAAAUGUGACAUUUUAACUGAAGAUACAGACGAAAAAGGUAAUAACAAAAUCCCUGUGAAUUUGGAAACGGAAUCACCCUCGGAAAUAUCAAUAGAACCAAAAAAAUUAUUUAUUAAGUGUACGGAGUUUUUAACAGCACUCAACUUGAGUGAAAAACAAAAACUAGAAAUAGAAAGUAAAACUCGGCAACAAUCUCUAUGUGAUCUCUGGAAACAUGAGCGAAAAAUAAGAAUUACUGCCUCAUUUGUUGGAAGAAUUUGCAAAGCCAGGAAUGAUGGAUCGUACAAAAAUAUAAUAAAAUCUAUUUUUGAUGGCAAAGGAAUAAAUACACCAGCCACUACCUAUGGAAUGACCAACGAAAGUACAGCACGAGACUUGUAUGCUGAAAUGAAAAAUAUUAAUGUCACACCUGCAGGGUUAUUCAUACAUCGGGAACAUCCUUUCAUUGCUGCCUCGCCCGAUGGUUUAGUCGGUAGCGAUGGUAUUAUUGAAAUCAAAUGUCCAUAUAAAGCUAAGGACUGUGAUGCGGAGACAUUUGACUUUGAUUUUCUAGACAAAAAUAAUCAAUUUAUCAACAAACAUCACAACUACUAUUACCAAGUUCAAACAAUACUGGAAGCUACCAAUCGAUAUUGGUGCGAUUUAGUAGUUUACACCCAAAAAAACAUUAAAAUUAUAAAAAUCGAAAGGUCUUUAGAGUUUUGGAGUUCUAUCGAAAAACAACUGGUCAAUUUUUACAUGUUCCACAUGUUGCCUGAAAUAAUUUCACCAAAUAAUAGUAUGUCCUUAGAACAAAAAAAAUGGACCACUACAAAAAAAUUAUCAUUUUUAGAAAAUGGACUAGUAAACGAUUUCACUUAUUACAAAUAUCUUAAAAAUAAAAGACUAUAUGCUGUUACGGCUGUUGAACAACUGAAUACAAUGGUAAAAGAAUUAUAUAUAGAUGAUUUUUUGUCACUGGAUGAGAAAAUGGAAUUAACUAGUUUUGUGUUGGACCAUUCCCUUUUCUUGAUCAAUCAGAGUGAUAAAUACCAAAUACUGUCAGUAGAACACUGUUCUCUUAUAUUUGGAAAUAACAAGAUGUCGAAAGACUGGAUGACAAAUAAUAUACAUUUCAAUAACAAUUUUGUUGUAAUGCCAUUUGAAUAUGGGAGACAUUAUAUGUUAAUGUUAUUAGAUUUUGAACAAAAUAUUUGUUUGUUUAUUGAUCCAAUGGGAAAAGAGCAAAAAAUUCAAGAUCGUUAUUUCCAAAAAUUAGAGAAUAUUUUUUUGGCAAAAAAUAUAAAUAUUAAUAUGUGGCAAAUAAUAACAAAGCCACAUAUUAUCCAAACAGAUUACUUUAAUUGCGGUGUGUAUGUAAUUUAUUUUUUUCAUCAAAUAGUAAAUAAUUUAAUGCUUACCAUGGAUGUGGACAUUAAUCAGUAUACAGAAGAGCUCAAAAACCUGUUAUUGAAUAAUUCUGAUGAUAUGAAAAAACGCUGCCUUUUUUGCGCUCGAUCAACUGAUUCGUCACAAUGCUUCAAGUGUACUUUUUGUCAUCGCUCAAUACAUGAAAAAUGCUUAUUGAGCUAUGAUGAAAUUCAACAAAAUAUAUCCAAAGACACAAAAACCCAGAAUGACAUGUGUGACUUAUGUAGACUAAAUUAG